UAUUUGUAAAUAGGUAAUCUCUGCAGCAACGGAUUUAAACAAGCAAAAUCGAAUCUGUAAGAACAUGUCAUUUGAUAUAACCGUAUUGGAGCCCAGCGAAGUUUCAAUAAACUUGAAAUUAUUUAAACAAUUUCAUUUUUUUCAUCUUUUUGAUCCAAAAAGCAAAAAAGUUUGCAAUUUUAAUGUGCAUUAUCUAGUAUGGUACAUAAUAAAUUGCGUCAUUGGUUGUACAAUAAUGUUCGGAAUGAUGGGUUAUUUUACUGAGGCAGGCAAUGAAUUAAAUAUUGCUAAUGAUGUACAGUCAAUGUUUUGUUGUUUAAUUUAUUUUCUAUGUUUAAUUAAAAUAAUUACAUAUUUUAAUAAAGCAAAUGACAUUUGGGAUUUACUCCGCGUUACUUGUACACAUUUUUUGUCGAGCACACAGUGUCAAACACAUAUUGGAAUUCUCAAAAAAUAUCGCAAAAAAUCAAUAAAAAUAACAAAUUACAUAAGUGUUUUUGCAAUUAUAACUACCAUCCAAUGGUGCUUGUAUCCUCUAGUGCUGCUGUUGUUGCAAAAAGAAGACGCAAACCAAUCAAGUCGACGUUUUGAGAAUAUUUUCAACUUUCGGUUCCCAGUAACCAUUGUUUACUAUAAUAAUAAUUAUUUCAUAUUUUAUAUUAUAGAGGUAUCUAUUGUAGUGAUUCUGUUAUACAUGCAUAUAGUGAGUGAAGUCUUCUUUAUUUCUCUCUGCUAUGUUAUGAUUGCUCAAUAUGACAUGAUCAAAAGAGCUUACGAAAACGUCAACAGUGAACUAAAAUCCGAAAAUAAUUGUGAAAACAAAAAUGAUAAUAAUGCGAAUGAUUGUUUUGAUGAUUUAGUAUCAAUUAUGAAGGAUCAACAAAAACAAUUUUCGAUGUUAAAAUUAUUUCAUAUUACGUAUAAAUUUAUAAUUUUAUCAAAUGUUGUAGCAUAUUCGGGUUCCAUCAUUAUUCUAACAUAUGCAUCUGCCAUGAUUUUUACGUCAUCCGAAUCAUUACCAAUGUUUAGUAUAAUCAAAUUGGUAUCAUCAUUUGGAAACGUAUUUAUUAUUUUACUUAUCCUUUGUCAUUUGUUGGAACGCAUUAAUAAUAAUAUGGAAUUUGUUCAUUUUGGGAUGUAUAAUAGUAAUUGGACUUCGAUGAAUUUAAGAUCGAAAAAAAUGUUGUUGCUUUCAAUGCAGUUGAAUAAUGCUAAUGAAUUGAUGAUUAAAAUAACACCGAGAAAAAUUAUCAACCUACAAUUUUUUAAUAGUGUGAUAAUCACAUGCUAUAAUAUUCUCUCAGCUAUGUUGAAUAUAAAUUCUAAAUAA
Rhopalosiphum padi (bird cherry-oat aphid) is the source of this 1330-nucleotide messenger RNA. RefSeq lists its product as uncharacterized. Gene Ontology annotation, molecular function: odorant binding; olfactory receptor activity. Gene Ontology annotation, biological process: sensory perception of smell; detection of chemical stimulus involved in sensory perception of smell. Gene Ontology annotation, cellular component: plasma membrane. NCBI's taxonomy places the organism in Eukaryota, Metazoa, Arthropoda, Insecta, Hemiptera, Aphididae. The transcript is spliced from 7 exons. Bases 65 to 1330 code for a protein of 421 amino acids. The record is from RefSeq and is a predicted model, not a curated record.